Molecule: messenger RNA, 6593 nt
Organism: Xyrichtys novacula (pearly razorfish)
Lineage: Eukaryota; Metazoa; Chordata; Actinopteri; Labriformes; Labridae
Source: the annotation of a GenBank genome assembly
GACGUCUCUCCAAAAUAAUCACGACAACAGCCAGAGCCGAAGAAACAGGAGACGAAGAAGAGUGUGAGCCGUCUUUAGCCGUGAGCUAACGAGAGCUAAAAUCUAUCCAAUGCCAGGGUAGAGCCGCUGCUGCAGGUGUCUUCUUGAAUCUUAUGCUGCGAAAAAGAGGGAAGGUGACAUUGAAUAAACCCCGAGAGAGCCCGACGACCCUGCUUUUAACAACAUGGAGAAGCAGCUGCAUCUAAACCUGUUAGCCUCCAGACCUCCAAUGGCUGGAGGCUUUCAGUCAAGCUCCAAAAUGAAGAUGGGGUGAGGAAGCUAGCAUCUUGGUAGCAAGCUGUCAGCUGUGCACGCAGUCAGAAGCAGAAUUUAUAAUACAUGUUCAUGGAUAAUAUAAGCUGGAAACGCUAUCAUAUUCGCUUAUUAAAGAGUACGAUAGUUCACCCUGUCGUCAAAUGUUCACCUGAGCUUGAAUCACCUUGUGUUAUUUUGUUAAAUGUGAAAAUGUUGAUGUGAAGCGUUGUUUUGGAGCCACUGAAUUGAUUAAUUUGUCAAACUUUGAUCAAUCUGGAUGGUGGUGUUGAUAGUGCAAGGUUCACUGUUACCACUAUGAUAAAUGUUAAUAUUUUUAUCAUGUGCAGUCUCCAUAAUAAGGUCAGUUUUCUCCUGAGCUUCAGGUUUAUGCCGUCUCCCCUUCGAUACUGUCAUCAGUUAAUCGACAUCAUCACAAGUUGAAUUGAACAAGUACAAGUACAUGACACACCGUGUGAGGGUUUGGCUUAAAACUAAACUUUAUCCAAGCUCUUUGCAUCAUCUAUAAAUAAAAAAAAAUACAUUGCCUACUGUGCUCUAAUAGCUGGUUUGUGGUUACAAAUCCAUCAGAGCUUUAUUGUCUCUAAGUUUGUAUGGCUGACUGCUUUCAGUUUGGAGUAAAGACGUGGUCAGUGAGGCGAGAAAACAACAAAAUCUGAAACGUAAAACUGGCCUCACAGUUUGGUGUUGUCUGGUUUCACAUUUUGCCUCCCCUAUCCUUCUCCUCCCAUGUAGUGUAGAGAUGUACUUUAGGUUAGGGCUGGGCGACAUGGGGAAAAAUUUAUGACGAUAUAUAUAUUUUUUAUCAGUCGAUAUCGUUAUGUAUCACAAUAUAAAAAAAUCACUUGUCAAUCUUAAAUGUUCCCUGUAAAGGACCUUUCACACCGGGAGCGUUUUUGUCGUGUGAUUAUUUAGGACAUCAAUUUUUUUUUUCGAACCUGUAUCCUGUCAAUACAUCAGCAACGUUUUCCCGUCCUGCAAUAUUGUAGCUUUUUUUUUUUUUGGGGGGGGGGGAUCAGGGUCGAUUUUUCUAAAGUUUCGCUGACUGUGUGUCCACUUCUGACCAAUCAGAUUUCGUGUUGUUGUGACGUCUGAUUCACUGGUAUAUAACAUGGCCGACAGGCUGAUUGUUUACAUGUCGGAGAAUAGAGUGCUUUUUGAUAACAGUUUGCUAAACGUCUUUGCUUCAACUUUCAUCUGUGCUAAGUAACUUUAGCUCGUAAGCUAACCUGUUCAGAUACAACAUACCGUAUGUAUUUUCACUGUCUCAAACUCAAUCGCGUUGCUGUCACAGCACCGUUAGGUCUCGCUUGUCACCUUACGUUUAUGGAUUAUAGUUUAAUGUGCUUAUCUGGUACUGGCCCCGACUCAGUACAUGCUAUCAUGACAGACAGCCAUCUCAACACUAGUGUCUAAUCAGAACUAAAAAACAGUCAGUCUGGUGUUGUGUCAGUCUUCUUGCUUCCAGCCGGGACGCGUCUUUUUCCCCCUUGGAAGUCGCAAAAUCGCAUCGGGCUUUGUGUGUAUAGUCAGGCGCGUCAAAAUUCGCCUCAGAAUAUUUAGUAAUUUCACGUUCUAUAUUCGUGUCAGCCCCGGUGUGUAAGGACCUUUUACUCUUAAAUGAAAUUUAACAUGCCCUCAACAUAAUUUACAGUGCACAUUACUCUGCUUCAUGUCCGACCUCAAAAAAACGAAUUGCCUCCACACCACUGAUGUUUUCGUACCAGUGUUGUUGAAGAUAUCAUCAUCUGUUGACCCUUCAUCUGUAUUUCUGCCAGGGGUAGCACCCAUUUUCUUUUUUUCUCACCGACAGUGCUGUUGACUUCACAUGUUAAAGCGCUAUGGUUGCGUGUAGCUGCAGCCUGCUACUACGCAGUUGUUUGCUACUUGGUUCUAAUUCAGCACAUAAUAGGUUCAGCGUGGCGUGACCAGAAGCAACUCCCCUUUUCAUUGGCUAUUCGUAUAGACUACCAUAACAUGACAGAAUGCCAACUAUCGAAAGGACAUUGACUAUGUUUUAUAUUGAUAUCGAGGGAAAUUAAUUUUCAAUAUAUAUCGUUAUCGUUUUAUCGCCCAGCCCUACUUUGAGUUGACAUUACUCUGAACAAAGAGUCAGUGAUGCAACAUUUUAUUGCUUUUUUCCGAUUUUAUAACAAUGUAAGUGUUAAAAUUGUACUAUUAAUCCCAGUUUUCUCACUGGUAACUAUUAGCAGCUUGUAAUCUAUCAUUAGCAAUGUCUACUGAAGAAAAUUAUUAUUUAUUAUUCUUAUUCUUUUCACUUUUAGCUAUAUAGACAAGUUUUACCUCAAUAUUGCAGUUCUAACCACACGACAGGUUAAGAUAUCAGAGAGCAAGUUUGUUGUUUUCGUUAAAAACUCAGCAAAGUAUGUCAUGCAUUUUGAUAAUCCUGCAGUGAUAUGGGAUUGGUUUAAUUUACCUGUUUUGUUUUGUUUUCUUCUCCCUAUAAACAGACCUGGACGGAAGAGAGAUUUCUCCCCCCUACCCUGGAGUCAGUACUUUGAAACCAUGGAGGAUGUUGAGGUGGAAAACGAAAAUGGCAAAGAUAUAUCCUUGACUGUUUACUCUGUCAAGAGACAAUUCAGCCUGAAUUAUUGGCUGUUUCCAAAGAAGCUGUAUCAUCUUUAUCUUAACCUUUCUACUAGUGUGCCUAAUAACUUGCUAUAGUGUAGAACAGUUGAAAACAGCCUUGUUUGUUCUGACUUUCCUCUGACUGUCUUGUGGCUUUGGUAUGUAUUUCCUUGACUACAGUGAACAUUUUCAGAAUUUACUGUAGUGGCGCUCAUGGUCCUGUGCUGCUCCUUCUCCAUGGAGGAGGCCACUCCGCACUUUCUUGGGCAGUGUUUACUGUAAGUAUUAUAUUUCUUAUGGCAUCUGUAUAGCCUCCUAUACCUAUACACCAUUUCUAAGAUUACAACAUAGUGUGGGAAAUUUACAAUGCUGCACUGUUAAUUUGGCAUAUUUGAUGUUUCAAUAAAAUGAUUUCCUUGUGGGUCUUUACAGGCUGUCAUUUGCAGCAGGAUCAACUGCAGGGUGGUGGCUAUGGAUCUUCGUGCUCAUGGUGAGUGCAGCUAGUCCCAGGACUCAGAAGUUGUAUUUUAGAGUGCCUUAUAAAAAUGUUCAUUACUUAUGGUCUUACAGAGUCUUGCAUAUGUAGGUUUAAUAUUGGCUUGUGUGCACACAUACCUGGCCAAUAAAGCUGAUUUUGAUCCGUAAAAAGAAAAAGAACUUACAGACAUAGUGAGGUCCCGCCAUUCACCAGUUUGAUGUACUACAGACUAUUCAAAAGGGGGAAGUUAUGACAACUGAAAAGUGCAUGCUGAAAACAGCUAAAAACUGCUGACCCAAAGUACCUUUUUCACUUCUUUAACUGCUUGUGAGGAGCGGCAGUCACCCCUCAUUAUAUUAUCAGGGAAUCAUUCUACAUAUGGCAGGUCAUUCCUUGCGGAUUCAUAAGCUAAGAUGAAACUGAUGAUAAAUUUGUAUUCUCUUUCUUCACCUGCAGGCGACACCAAAGUGAAAAAUCCUGACGAUCUCUCUGCAGACACAAUGGCUAAGUAAGUUACAGAGGGUGCAUUUAGUACUCAUGCUGGAAUCUGUAAGAACACAUUACCCUAUUUUAUUCAAAUCAUCUUCAGAAAACAGUCAAUUGGUAGAGUUUGUUGUAUAUUAUGAAACACUGAUACACAGUCUAAAUACAGAUACUGCAGCUUUUGCCUUUUCUUUGAAAAGGGACAUUGGGAAAGUGGUGGAGGCGCUCUAUGGUGAGAACCCACCUCCAAUCAUGAUUAUUGGACACAGCAUGGGCGGUGCCAUCGCUGUCCACACUGCUGCUGCCAAUCAUAUACCAUCCCUGCUGGGCCUCUGUGUCAUUGAUGUUGUAGAAGGUAAGUGCCUGUGCUUUCACGAGAAGUAACAAUAUGGAUUUUAAGAAAGAUUUCAUUAUAACUGCUAGUUUAAUACGAGUAAUAUAAUUGAUGAUGAGGUGGGUUUAGUGAUCCUGGGUUUUGUACUUAAAAAAUAUUUUACUACUCUUAUUCAGGUACAGCAAUGGAUGCUUUGAACAGUAUGCAGAAUUUCCUCAGAAGUCGGCCAAAGACAUUUAAAUCUCUGGAGAACGCCAUCGAGUGGAGGUAAACAUAAAGGAGCAGGAAAUACCGCAACAUCAUGAACCUGUGAUUCCAGCAAAAUUAAUACUAUAAAAGAAAAACAGUCAACAAUCUUUUAGUUUAAAAUUUCAUCUGAAAGGUUUUUUUUGUGUGCCAAUGACAGACUUCUUCUUUCUCUGCUCUUAGUGUGAAGAGUGGACAGAUUCGAAACACAGAGUCAGCACGUGUGUCCAUGGGGGGCCAAGUGAAGAAGUAUGUUAACCCACUUUCUUAUUAGUAUAUUAAGUCUAACAGGGUUUUACGGGUUUUGCAUACUGUCUGCUUAUUGUCUGACAUUGACAGAUGUGAAGAAUCCACCAGCAGUCCAGGUGUGUCUAAUAGCAUAGGUGAAGGUAUAAUAGAAGAGGAGGAGGAUGAGGAAGCAGAAGAAGAAUCAAACAAGAAAAGGAUGAAAGAAGAUGACCAAGAGGUUAUAUCUUACUUUGGCUCCCUGGUUUUACAUGUAUGUUUGUAUUUGUUAUGGGUAGAUAAAUAUUUAGAUAAAUGCAUUUGUUCCAUACAGAUAAAAAAGGAAAGCUUCUUCACCUGGCGAGUGGAGCUGUCAAAGACAGAAAAAUACUGGGAAGGCUGGUUCAGAGGCCUGUCUGCUCUCUUUCUCACCUGCCCUGCACCCAAACUGCUUCUGCUCGCAGGUUAGAUCUGUCACUGUCUCACAGUGAACUUGGAUUAGUAUUUCUUAUCCUAAACACGUAAAAAGGACCUGAGUAGGCAGUUAUGAUGGAAUUUCCCUCUAGCUUGGGUGAAUACAAAUAAUUUGAGUUUUAUUCCAAGUUAUUUUACUACUCAGUGCACAAUUUCACACCUCACCUCAUCCAUUGUACAGGAGUGGACAGGCUUGACAAAGACCUUACUAUUGGACAGAUGCAAGGUAAGAAGCACAGAUCAAGAUUUUCAGCAUGCCUUUAAUUUUCCCCUCGCUCGCUGAUCUCCUAUAAAGUUUUGUAGAAAUUUCCAGAACCUCACUGUUUGUCCACAGGGAAGUUUCAGAUGCAGGUCCUUCCACAGUGUGGUCACGCUGUCCAUGAGGACGCACCUGAAAAAGUAAGAGCUGUCUACCUGAAUGUAAACUAAUGGGCUGUAUGUACUGACCACUGUAAUGUCAUUUCACUGUGUAAUGUUUUUUGAUUAUUUUAAUUAAAAACUUUUGGAAACAAAAUUCCACUAUCUCCAACAAGAAGAAUAUUACCUGUUAAUCAAUGAAAAGGUCUAUAGUACAGAAAUAUCCAACUUCAGAAAAAUGUGUUUGUUGCUUUGCUACUACAUCAGUUUUUUUUUUUCUAACUGAGUCCUGUGUCAUCUGUUGCUAGGUAGCAGACGCUCUAGCAACAUUUAUGGUCCGGCACAAAUUCACUGAGUUUAAAGAGGGAUACCUGUGGUAAGUUAAGAGUCUACCAAGAAAGGAGUACACAAUUCUAUACACACUGACCAGCCACAACAUUAUCAACGCUUGGGCAGUCUGAUGCAAGUCAAUGCAACAGAUCUACCAUAAACCCUACUAUGAUGAAGCUUCUACAUUUUCAGUCUUUGUCAAAAAUGAAAGAUUCUGAACUCAAGGAUGAGAUCCACGGGCCCUGCCACCAAUGAGCGUUUAGCCACUUAAUUUAGUCUGUUUUAUUGCAGACUGAAAGUGGUACACAAUCAAUUUAGGGAGAACACAAAACUGCAAGUUACUGUAGUGUCCUUUUCAAAGACAGUAACACCGUUACUGUGAGAUUGUUUAUAGUAAUUAUGUUUUUAUCUUUCACAGCUAAUUUCCGGUCUUCAGUCCAACUAUAGCCAGCAGCCAAUGAAGAGAUGUUUCAAGAUUCAUCCUAUUACAAUUUAACAUAAAGUUAAGAAAUUAUAAAAGCAUUAUUAUUAUUAUUAUUAUUAUUAUGUUGCUUUGUUAAUUAGAUUUUUCGCCUUAUAGUUUUGCCUUAUUUUCACUUUUAAGCACUUGCAUUUGUUUGUGAUUUUGCUUUAAAAUAUUUUUUAAGUUUCUUAAGUUUUUUGCUGCCCUCGAUCCGUUUUUAUUUUGAUUGACUGCAUCAUGGUUUAUAUAUGUUCGUAAUGUUCGCAUUCAAACAACAAUUAAAGGUGGAUGCUGUAAAAAUA